UCGCUGUGUGUCGUACGUGUUUGUCGCGGGCUCCGGACGGCCUCGAGAGGCAAUCCGAAAGGCAGUGCGAGAAUAAUAGAUACACACACGUAAAGAGAUGUAGUUGUUAAGCGAGCGAGGCGCGUAACGGCCGGUGAGCGUGUGUGUUCUCCGUUCCCACGGUUGACAGUGCAAGGAACAAUCGAGAUGUGAUCGCUCGCGCAGCUCGACAUUAACGGUGCUCGCCGCGAGGCUUGAUCUUAACGCGAGGAAAAAACCGUUUCUCCGGAAGAGGAUCGCCACCCGAUCACCGAUCGCACCGAGACACACCAGAGCUAUGACGAGAUAACAAAUGCAGAAUGAGAUACAGUAGCAGCAGCGGCAAUCUAUUCAGUUAUGCGGUCCUCACAUUCACCCUUACUCGUCUCAAGGUAAAUGCAGAAGGUGGAGUUGCCUGUAAAGAUCAACACGGACGCUUUUAUGAAAGCGGCUUCCAUUACAUCCCUGGACCUGAACCAUGUACCUUUUGUGUUUGUGAUAACGGCAAUCCGAAGUGGUGUAAAGCAUUUAUUUGCAAAUUUCUCGAGGAAAAUUGCAAAUCUUUUCGUCGAGGUGACACCUGCUGUGAGUUUAUUUGUCUGGAUGAUAUCAAUCUCUCAUCAAUGUCCAAUGAUAAGGCUGACGGAACGGGAACUAACGCAAUAGAUGGAAAUGCAGAUUAUGACAUAGGUUUACGAUCGGUUGUCAGUUUUGUGACAGCAAUAUUUUCCCUCAGUAUGUUAUUUUUUUUGAUACAUCGUCUGCGCCAACGUAAAAUACAAGUAGUUUGUGUGGCAGGUCGCGAAAACAGGCAAUGCGGAGAGGACCAAAGAAACUUAAGUAAUAUGGGAUAUUUGGAGAGAAGCGGGUUGCCUCACGGGGUGCCCAUGGAUGACAUACCUUGCGGGACAGGCUACUCACUGUGGAAACCACCCGGUAGCAAUUACUUUCCGCGCGGUGAGGCGCCGCCGCCCUACGAGGAAGCGGUCGCCGCUGCGAGAGCGGAGCAGGCGUUGCUGUCGAUAAAUCCGCACACGUUAUUGCCAAUGAAUUUCUCCGACAAUUACAUGCCAAAUGUCAACAAUCACGCGAGCGUAGCAGUGGUCGCGGACGCACAAAAUGAAUUGACCGCGAACACGCAAGCAUCAUCCAACGACAGUCACAUCAGCACGCCCUUGAUAUCCUCGUCGAGCAGACCGCUCUCCAGUCCCGGCGCGUACGCCAGCAGUUAUCGUCCGGUGAGCCAGAGCAGUGCGACAUCCACCAUCGGUUUGAACACGAGCACCUCUAGCACAAGUUUCACAAUGGGAACAAACACAUACGAGAAUCUGCCUAUCUCGUCGAUCGGCGUGACGAGUUUCAACGAGGGUCAACACUCCGGGCUGACCAGCAGCAACGCACAGCCGCUGCUACCGAUAUCGCAUUCCACUAUACCGAAGAGUUAUCGCCAGCAUACAACAACUUUCCCGCGCCAGAACGGCGGCGGCGCGUUCACGAUAUCGGCGACCCUGUCAAAUUCGGACGUGUCCGCCCAUCGCACGAUCCCGCGAACGCUGACCACACGCGUCAUCAGCAGAGCGAAGGAUGUUUUGACAGACUGUUCGGCGAAGGAUUACCUUCGCUUGUCACCGAGCAGCAUCGCGGCGCCGCAGGGCUUGUCGCAUCCCAUGCAGCUGUCCCCGAGCAGUUACAAGAGCACUAAAGAGUCGGACGCAUUUUAUGCGGACGCCUCUAUAGCGUCGGCAUCCGGUCUGUCGCAAGCAUACACAACCGAUACAACGGACGUAUCUGAGAAGACUCGCGAAUUUAAACCUUCGCUGAACAUAGCCAACGAGAUCAAUGCGAGCGGCAGCUUCGACUCGGUGACGUGCACUUGUAGCAUGCAGGCGUUACCAACUCUGCACGACGACACGGACGAUUAUCGGAGCGAGUGCGAAAACUGCAAAAGCGCGACGGGUUCACGUUAUUAUCUGGAUAACGAGGACGAGCUGGUCACGUCUCUCCACGAGACCAUGACGUUACACAGGAGACCGGAUGAAGCAGGAUCAAGUGCCACACCACAGUAUUAUAGAACUUCACUUACACUGCCGACGAGUACACGCCAACGUACAAGAAUCACCGGGGCUCGUGAAAAUUGGUUCAACACUAUGCCAGAAAGUUCUAGCGGAUCUUCCGACGAAAACUAAGUAUUACAAAAAAAUAGAGGAAAAUGUUUAAGCGCGCAAAUAAGAUUAUUACACACAUCACACGCACACAUACAAUAUCUACAUGUUACGUAAAUAUAAAAAAACUAUCUAUACAGAGUGUCCCAGAAUUAUCGCGCUUCUCCUCUCGGAUAAAAUCGUUGGUUGUACGUCAAUGCAUCAAUAAUUUCUGCGUCGUAUUAUAAGAUACACAAUGAAGAUGUUCAAUUUAUUACGAUGUAAGGAAAACUCUUCUAAAGUUUCGCAAAUCUUUUCAUUCAUUCGGUGUGAUGGCAGCUUAAGUCUUCCAAAAUUCUCUACUCUUUGUGUGUAAUAUUUGAGAGAAACUGCCAGUUUUUGGGACAUCCUUUAUAGCGAUCGCCAUAAUUAUCAUAAUCGUCACCAUUGUCCUCGUCGUCAUUAGCCUAGUUUACAUCGAUCGUGUAUCAAGUAUUAUAUUCGUACUAAAUAGCUAAUCCGGCAAACGAUAUAUAGUACGAAUAUGAUACGGAUUUAGCAUGAUAAACGUACGAUGCAAAGUGGGCCAUUAUCACCAUCAUUAGUAGCGGAAGUCUAAGAGAAUUCAUCGUGGACCUUCCCGUUUCUACAUCUAAGGCGCGGCAGUGGGAAAUUUCACGGUGAAAUCUCACAAGCUUCCUCAUCACAUAAUCAGUAUUAACAAUUAUCAAGUACCAUAAUCGUCAUCGUCAUUAUCGUCGUCAGCAUUCUCACAUCACACCGCUGUGUUACCAUGUGACAGUAUUUUGUCAAAUUCAGUUUACCUGCCAAACGAGAGAACAAAUUCUGUUACAUCCAAAGAAUUAUACAAAAUUUAAAGAUAGAUCUUUAUUAGUAAAAAAAAAAAAAAUAGAAUAAACUCAUAUCUGUAUAUGUAUAUGAUAUUAGGAUAGUCAUGAAAAAUGUAACAAGUCAUGAAAAACUCUUUCCUUCAUGAAAUGUCUACAAACACCAGAGAUUCGUUUUAAUAUAUAAAAAUUACAAAUUAUAUUAAUAUAUUUGUUAAUAUAUACAUAUAUAUAUAAGUUGCCUAAGGCACCAAAAUAUUGAGGACCCGCCAGCAGUCGUGGGUGAAUUUUUGUGAGUAUGAAUAGGUCCGGUACUCCCCGGGAUAAUUGGAGAAUGUUGAUAUUAUCGCCGACCACUUUCGAUUACGCGAUAUAAAUAUCUGAAUGUUUAUUCUAUGACGCACAUUAUCGACUUUACCAAAUUUACUAUCAUUCCGAUAUUUUCUUAUAUACAUUUACGCAUCUCUACGCCGUACGGCAAUAUUAUGUAUUUAUCUAUAAAACUGCGUUUCCACGACAUUAACAUGCGUUAUUUGAAUUAUUUUAGCUGACAUACUUUUAGCAGUAGCAUAAGUGAAUAGUUUUAAUUUCUUUUUCUCUUCAAUUUGUAUAAAAAUUUAUUGAAGAUCGAUUUUAGUUGAAAAAUUAAACUGGAUAUUUGUAUCGAAAAUUGUAAAGAUUGUAACGAGCGAGAGAUUGGCCUUUUAUCAAAUCGUGAUUUUGAAAUUUCGAUAGGAAAAAAAUUGAAUUUGUGUUUGUCGACGAAUCAAAAAUUCUGUGACUCUUAUGCUCUGCUACCAUGUAGAUAUGUGAUAUGAUAAAAAAAAAAGAAUAAAAUUUGGCUGCACUCAUAACACCAUAUUCUGGUCGGAAAGUAACGAUGAGUGAAAGUGUCGAGCUAUUAAACGAAUGAACAAAAGUGAAAUCGAAGAGGUAUUUUAAUUGUAAAUUGUCUAUAAUUCAAGUAGAGAAUGGAGGAUACGUAUAUAAGUACAAGUGCGAAUACAAGUUGUGUUUUAUUUACGACAUUUUUAAGACCGAAAAGUGCGAAAGUCUUCAUUUCGUUAUUAAAACAUUUAUGUCUAACGACGAGAUUCACAAUAUUGACCGAAUCAUAGUUCAUUGUAAUUGUAAUGUGGAACUUCUUUGGGCUUCUCGAGACCUCUUGUAAUUUCUUCUUAUUCAUGAAAUACUGUGAAAUACCAAUAAUUAGCAAAUAAAUCUUUUCUUCUGAUUGCCAAUGUA
Molecule: messenger RNA, 4252 nt
Organism: Linepithema humile (Argentine ant)
Lineage: Eukaryota; Metazoa; Arthropoda; Insecta; Hymenoptera; Formicidae
Product: serine-rich adhesin for platelets
Cellular component (GO): membrane
Source: RefSeq, a predicted model, not a curated record